Messenger RNA from Tripterygium wilfordii, 2742 nucleotides. RefSeq lists its product as uncharacterized. Lineage: Eukaryota; Viridiplantae; Streptophyta; Magnoliopsida; Celastrales; Celastraceae. The transcript is spliced from 2 exons. Bases 569 to 2401 code for a protein of 610 amino acids. The record is from RefSeq and is a predicted model, not a curated record.
AACAAAUUGUGAGAGAGCAAAGAAGGGAAACAGCCGCACAAGGAAAGAAAAAAAAAACAAAAAGAGAGAAAAGGGUGAUAGCAGCCGCAGGAGAGAAAAGGAAAGCAAAAAACCAAGAGAGAAAGGGAAACCGGAGUGCAAGAGAGAAAGCCAAGAGAAAGGGACUGAAAGAAAUUGUUGACAGUAGCGAAAGAAGGAGAAGGGAGAGCUGCUGCAAAUCAGAGAAGAAGUAGAAAAAAAGGGGUUCAGUUCUUCAAGGCAAUUCUUUGCAAUUGGACAAGAGGAUGUUUGCGGAAGCAGUGAUAGGAACCAGUGACAUAAGACGAGACAGCCCGUGGGAAACUAGAGAUGCGUUGGAGAAAUUACAGGCAGAACUCGGAGAUAGUUUAAAAGAUGAUUUACCAUUGGGAAUUGUUCGGAAGACGCAGUUUCAAGAACAGGCACCACCAAGGCUAGCGCAGUUUUGGGAAGCACAAAGUAAUGAAGCACGCAAGAAUUUUGGGAAAUUUAUGGACAUAUUGGGCAUUUAUUAACUGUCAAAACAGCUGUAACUCUUCUUCAGGCUGCUAUGCAUUACUGGGACCCUGCAUACCGCUGCUUUACUUUCAAUACAACAGAUUUGUCUCCAUUAUUAGAAGAAUAUGGUCAGUUGUUGGGAUAUGAUCCACAUGUGAACAAGGUUUAUAAUCCGGGGGAGGUAACUGAUGGAAGGAAGAUUGUUCAUCGAUUUUUACAGAUAGAGCAUACCAGGACUCCUGGAAAGGAUAAAGGUAAUAUUUGGGUGUUUCCAAUUGACAGACUUAUGGGUUUCGCUCAGGGGAGGUUUGCAACUCCAGAAGGGCAGAUGGCUUUUGCUCUUGCGGUGUAUGGAGCAGUGUUAUUUCCUUGUGCAGGAGGAUAUGUAGAAAAGAAUGUGAUCAAAUUGGUUCACCUUGUCAAGUAUGGCACCAAUCCAAUACCUGCAAUCUUAUGUGAGACAAUCCGAUCCCUUAAUCAUUGUUGCAUUCAAGGAGAAGGCAGUUUCCGGGGGUGUUCGCAAUUAUUAGGACUCUGGUUGGUGAGUCACUUGAAGUACCCAAAAGGAAUUGGAGCUCCGAUCAUUAUAUUUGAAGAUCACACCCGGAUGCUUAGAGAUCCUAUUCAGAAUUUCAAGAUGGCGAGGAUGCAAUCUAAUGUACCAGCUGUUGAUGUGUGGAGACAAUUCCUGGAAGAGUUAGAGCCGAAGGAGACAUUUGAUCGAGCAACAUGGUACAAGCCCAAAGGUUUGCUUUACAGAUGUGGUAAUUACAACUGGGUGCCAUUGGUGGGACCCUGGGGAGGUACCGAUCAAGCACCAACAAUGUUUUUACGUCAAGAGGCUGGCAAUUUAUGCACGCCAGUUACACAUGGCUUGUGGGAGUUUGAAUUCGCACAUGGGGAUGAGAAGGGGAAAUGUCUAUCUCACCAAGUGGUAGAAGCCUGGAAAAGGACCCAUAUAAUGGAGCACGGAAGGCUUACUGUAGAUUCGGAAGGGAAAAAUCGAUAUGUACAAUGGCUCCGAGGAAGGAAGAAGACUAUUACCCAGUAUGGCAGCUUUACCAGUACGAAGAGGAAGGAGACUAUAUCUUGUGAAAAUGAAAAUUCAAGUCUGGAAAUACCAUCCAAUGAGAUUAAUGAAGUGGUGGACACCCUAAUAGAAGAAAAGGUAGAAACAAGGCAAAAUUCAUGGAAAGAGAAGUAUAGUAGAUAUAAGAACAAAUGCAAAAAGCUGAAGAGGAAGGUCCAGGGGGAGAGGGAAGCCCGAGAAGCGGAAAAAGGACAGUUUGAUAUGUUGAAAAAGAAAUUCUUGAAGCUGCAGAAGAAAAUGAAGAAAAGAAAAGAGAAUGAUUUAGCAAAGCAUAGCAGGACACAAGUGGAACUCCAAGAAGUGCAGGAGCAGAUUCGGAAGCUAAAUGAAGAGCUCGCAUCUUGGAAAGAAGACGCUUAUCAACUACAAUUGCAGAUGCAUGCAGAUAGAGAAGAGCAAAGAAGAAUAGAAGCUGAGAAAGAUGGAUUGAUAGAACAGAUGAAUGAAAUGUUUGAAGUGAACCAGCAACAGGUGGAGGGGAUCACAACUUUAAAGGAACAGAAUGAUUAUUUUCAUUCAAUGCUGGAGGAGGUCCAACAAGAGCAGGCAAGUACCAAAUUCAAAGUAAGGUUGAUGAUGAGUCGUUUGAUGACCCUGUCAGAUUGGGCUGAGGUUUAUGAACGACGUCUGCAAAAUUUGAGUUCCAACCCUGUUUUGGAAAUGCCAGAGCUGACAAAGAUAUGGGCAUUUUUGAAGAAUUUGAAAAGUGACUUACAGGAGCUUCAGAAGAGGUUAAAUGCAGUACAAGUAGGAGGUGCUUUUGUGGUUGAAAUUUCGGUUAUUCAAUUGGACUGAAUCUGAUGGUUCUCAUGUAUGCUUUGAAUGAAUGAAAUGAAUAACAGGAGAUUCUACUUUUAAUUGUCUUGUCCCAUUGCAAAGAAUACUUAGGAUUUUCACAAAUAAUAAUCACAUGCAUGCACAUUUUUAAAAUAAAUGACAACUAAUGUCGUUUUUAUACUGCACAGAAAAUCAUAAAUAAGCAUAGCGCCCAAGAAGCAUCAUUGUCACCCCUAUCAGACUCGCUUUAUGACAGUUUUGUGUAUGAAGGGAUGCAGAACAAGAUAAGUUUGGCUGAUACUGGGGUAGUUUUUGAAAAAUUGCUAUUUGAAAACUCGAUUGAUGUAACUGGGGCAAUG